Fomitopsis serialis is the source of this 2511-nucleotide messenger RNA. RefSeq names its product WD40-repeat-containing domain protein. Gene Ontology annotation, molecular function: protein binding; RNA binding. Gene Ontology annotation, biological process: maturation of SSU-rRNA from tricistronic rRNA transcript (SSU-rRNA, 5.8S rRNA, LSU-rRNA). Gene Ontology annotation, cellular component: t-UTP complex; small-subunit processome; 90S preribosome. Bases 1 to 2511 code for a protein of 836 amino acids. The transcript is spliced from 11 exons. The record is from RefSeq and is a predicted model, not a curated record. NCBI's taxonomy places the organism in Eukaryota, Fungi, Basidiomycota, Agaricomycetes, Polyporales, Fomitopsidaceae.
AUGAUUGAGGGCACCUCGCUAGCAGUGCACCGCUGCCGGUUCAUCGACUUUUCUCCCUCCGCGAUCACCGCCCUAGCCUUUCCUCCUCUCCCGCUUCCCUCAGUCAAGGGAAAGAAAAGUGCUGCAAGCUCUAGUCGGAAAGCGCUGACGCCCGGGACAUUGGCAGUAGGGAGGGCGAAUGGUAACAUCGAGAUAUAUGAGUGGACGGGCUCGGAGCAGAAGGUGCAGGCACCGCAGGCCUGGGCAGUGCGGAAGACAAUACCCGGCCCAUCUCCCUCGAAAGUCGAUUGCCUAGCCUUUACUAUCAAGAAUCCCGACCAAGUAGGUGAAGGCGGGGUGCCUACGCUUGCGAAUCUACGACUGUUCAGCGCAGGAGGGAGCAGUGAAUUAGUAGAGUGGGACCUUGAACGGUCCUGCAUUAGGAGAACAUUGAGCUCGCAAGGAGGCUCCAUCUGGGCGGUGACCCCAAAUCCUGCAGGCACUCAGCUCGCCCUCGGCUGCGAGGACGGCUCCAUCCGACUCAUCUCCAUUGAAUAUGACUCCCUUACGCAUCUACGCCGCUUCGACCGAAUCAAGAAUCGCAUACUCAGCAUUGCUUGGGGUCCUCCGAUUCCGCGUGACACAAGUAAGACCCAAGAAAAGGCAGCUACAGAAGACAGCGACGAUGACGACGACGAGGAUGACUGGUCGGACUCCUGGCUCGUAGCAGGAUGCUCAGACUCGUGUGUGCGCAAGUGGGAUGUGGGCACCGGCCGUGUCUUGGAUCGGAUGACUACGGAGAAGGUGAAGGGCGAGCGAACGCUAGUGUGGGCAGUGGGAGUUCUCGGUGACGGCACAAUAGUGUCCGGAGACUCGAUGGGCAUAGUGAAAUUCUGGGACCCAGUGACAUGUACACAGACGGACAGCUUCCCCGGUCAUGCAGCAGAUAUUCUCUGCAUGACAAUCAGUCCGGACGGAACAGCUGUGUACACCUCAGGCGUCGACCAGAAGAUCACCCAAUUCACCCACGUCAAAAUGACGAACCCGAAGAGUACAUCCGUGCUCAAGCGCAGCUCCUCCCGUUGGAUCAUGUCCGCCUCACGCCGUAUGCAUUCACACGAUGUUCGCGCCCUCACCAUCUGGCCGCCGCAUACACCCCUCCCUCCCGCCUACCGCCGGCAAUUCCCCAUCGACGUCGCACCAAUUCUCGCAUCCGGGGGCCUAGACAUCGCUCGCUCCGCGACCGUCACGAACAUCACGAACCCGCUCGUGACGAGUACGGAGGCGACAUUUGGGGACUCAUAUAACCGAAGAUUGGCGUAUAGUUCGGGGCCGUCCAAUACGUCUGCGAUGCACCUCGCGCGGCAGGCGCGACUGUUGCUCUGCAUGAGGGACACGUCUUUGACGGUGUGGCGAGUCCUACAAAGGCAGAACCCACUCGAUAUCGAAAGCUUCGACGAGGAGAAGCCGGAUGGCGGGUUCGAGCGUAUCCUGGACAUGGACCUCAACGUCCAUACGAACCAUGUUGCAAGCGCAAUCUCGGACGACGGACGCUGGAUAGCUGUGUCAGACUGGUACGAGACUAAGCUGUUUGAGCUGAAGCAAGAGUCGAAUGGCGAUCUGACACCUCGUCGGAUACGAGAUUUUUCUGCUAUCCUGCACAGCCAGCUUCCUGAUAAGACACCGUCAGCAGGCGCAUCCUCCCUCAUAUUCUCGCCAGACUCGUCAAAGCUCGUGGUUGCGACUGCCAUGUCAUCUUACGUCGUCGUCUUUGACCUCGGGGAGGAUCGGCAGCAAGGGCCUGCAGAAGAUGCCUCCCCCGCUCCUGAUGACGAAUCAUCAGCCAUCGAAGACGGCCUCCCCCAAAGCAAUGCCAUCCCCACCGUGACGCGGAUGGCCACCAGCCCAGAUGGCCAGUGGCUCGUGACGACCGACACACACGGACGCACCUUCGUCUUCAACCUCGACUCCGUAACGUAUCACACCACCCUCCCCUCCUUCGCCUCCGCCAUCCACGCGCUCGCGUUCGACACUGCCAACUCGAGCACGCUCGUCAUCGGGCUCGCGAACAACACGGUGGAGGUGUACGACGUCGAGACGCGCUCGGUCGUCAAGCGGAUGCCUGAGAAGUUCCUGCAGAUGCACGACCCCAUCGUCGGCGUGACGUUCGACCCGGGGGCGACGGUCGCUCCGGCCAGUGAUGUGGUCGAGGGCAUGGACGCGGCGGGAAGGAGUCUCCCGCCGAGGAACGCGCUCUUCUGGGGCGCGACUUGGCUGUGCCGCAUCAAGCUGGAUGCGGAUCCUGGCUCGGGUGUCUUCGAGAAGAGGCGGCGGCGAGAUCCGUACGGGCGCAAACGCGGAGGGCGAGAUGGGGAACCCGCAGAAGAACUUACGCUGAUCACGAAGUACCGGCCUCUGUUGUUCGUCGACUUCAUCGGGCCUAAGGAGCUCUUGGUCGUCGAGCGGCCGUUAGUGGACGUCCUGCAUGCUUUACCUCCAGCCUUCUUCAAGCCGAAGUAUGGCAGGACAUAG